Messenger RNA from Apodemus sylvaticus (European woodmouse), 4660 nucleotides. It is a transcript of the gene Nlrp3, whose product is annotated as NLR family pyrin domain containing 3. NCBI's taxonomy places the organism in Eukaryota, Metazoa, Chordata, Mammalia, Rodentia, Muridae. The transcript is spliced from 9 exons. Bases 593 to 3697 code for a protein of 1034 amino acids. The record is from RefSeq and is a predicted model, not a curated record. Gene Ontology annotation, molecular function: sequence-specific DNA binding; DNA-binding transcription factor binding. Gene Ontology annotation, cellular component: NLRP3 inflammasome complex; cytoplasm. Gene Ontology annotation, biological process: inflammatory response; negative regulation of acute inflammatory response; negative regulation of non-canonical NF-kappaB signal transduction.
UCCUUCAGAUGAAAUUAAAAGCAGGAAACCAAAGCUUUCCAUUAAAAGAAAUCGGGAAGCAAUCUCUUCUGCUUUCUCAGUGACCGAAUGAGGAAGCUGAGGUUGAGAAACAGUGAAGACUGUGUCCAGGUCCCAGCCUCGACACCAUGGGCUCUGGUCACACAGGAGUCCUGGUGACCUUGUGUAGCCUUGUUUUCUGUGUACCACAUCUGAUUGUGUUAAUGGUUUCCUUACUUUUAUCUCCACAGAGGAACUUUUCUUCCAUGGCUCAGGACAUACUCCUGGAUCAAGCUAAGAGAACUUUCUGGUAAACAUUUGGCUUACUCAGUUCUUACUAAGUCAGAGAUGAUGAUUCACAGAGUCAAGUGGUAUUUCUUUUCCCUUGAGUUUUCUGAGUUAAGAAACUUAAAAACCUGUACCAAUCUGUGGGGUACCCUUAGAUGUUUCAAUAUUAGCAUCUAAUUUUCUGGAUUUCUGAUAACGUCGUUUUCUGGAAGUGGAGACUUUUAAUACGGGUCUUUACUCCCGUGGGGUCUUCACUCCUGCUCUGCCAGUGUGGACCUAAGCCCAAAGACCCUCGGAAGGGCUGCUGAUGAAGAUGACAAGUGUCCGCUGCAAGCUGGCCCAGUAUCUAGAGGACCUUGAAGAUGUGGACCUCAAGAAAUUCAAAAUGCAUUUGGAAGAUUACCGGCCUGAGAAAGGCUGCAUCCCAAUCCCCAGGGGCCAGAUGGAGAAGGCAGAUCACUUGGAUCUAGCCACACUCAUGAUUGACUUCAAUGGAGAGGAGAAGGCAUGGGCCAUGGCUGUGUGGAUCUUCGCAGCGAUCAACAGGCGGGACCUCUGUGAAAAAGCUAAGAAGGAGCAGCCAGAGUGGAAUGACACAUUUGUGCCUAAUCUCUCUGUGGUAUGUCAGGAAGACAGCGUUGAAGAGGAGUGGACAGGCUUGCUGGGAUAUCUCUCGCGCAUCUCGAUUUGCAAAAAAAAGAAAGAUUACUGUAAGAUGUACAGAAGACACGUGAAGAGCAGGUUCUGCUCUAUCAAAGACAGGAAUGCACGUCUGGGUGAGAGUGUGGACCUCAGCAGACGCUACACUCAGCUCCAACUGGUCAAGGAGCAUCCAAGCAAGCAGGAGAGGGAGCACGAACUCCUGACCAUCGGCAGGACUAAAAUGUGGGACAGACCCAUGAGUUCUCUUAAGCUGGAGUUGCUGUUUGAGCCUGAGGAUGAACACUCGGAGCCUGUGCACACAGUGGUGUUCCAGGGAGCAGCAGGCAUCGGGAAAACAAUCCUAGCCAGGAAGAUUAUGUUGGACUGGGCCUUGGGGAAGCUCUUCAAAGACAAAUUUGAUUAUUUGUUCUUUAUCCACUGUCGAGAGGUGAGCCUCGGGACACCCAGGAGUCUAGCCGACCUGAUUGUCAGCUGCUGGCCUGACCCUGACCCACCCGUGUGCAAGAUCCUGCGUAAGCCCUCCAGGAUCCUCUUCCUCAUGGAUGGCUUUGAUGAGUUGCAAGGGGCCUUUGAUGAGCACAUUGGGGAGGUCUGCACAGACUGGCAGAAGGCCGUGCGGGGAGACAUUUUGUUAAGCAGCCUCAUCCGAAAGAAACUGCUGCCCAAGGCCUCUCUGCUGAUUACCACGAGGCCCGUAGCCUUGGAGAAGCUGCAGCAUCUCCUGGACCGCCCCCGCCACGUGGAGAUUCUAGGUUUCUCUGAGGCCAAAAGGAAGGAGUACUUCUUUAAGUAUUUCUCCAACGAGCUGCAGGCCAGGGAGGCCUUCAGGCUCAUCCAAGAGAACGAGAUCCUCUUUACCAUGUGCUUCAUUCCCCUGGUCUGCUGGAUCGUGUGCACGGGUCUGAAGCAGCAGAUGGAGACCGGGAAGAGCCUGGCCCAGACCUCCAAAACCACUACCGCCGUCUAUGUCUUCUUCCUUUCCAGCCUGCUGCAAUCCCGGGGCGGCAUCGAGGAGCAUCUCUUCUCUGUCUACCUACAGGGCCUCUGUUCACUGGCUGCGGAUGGAAUCUGGAACCAGAAAAUUCUAUUCGAGGAGUGUGAUCUGCGGAAACACGGCCUGCAGAAGACCGACGUCUCCGCUUUCCUGAGGAUGAACGUGUUCCAGAAGGAAGUGGACUGCGAGAGAUUCUACAGCUUCAGCCACAUGACUUUCCAGGAGUUCUUCGCUGCUAUGUACUAUUUGCUGGAAGAGGAGGAAGAGGGGGUGAGCGUGAGGAAGGGGUCCGCGGGUUGUUCAGAUCUUCUGAACCGAGACGUGAAGGUCCUCCUAGAAAAUUACGGCAAGUUUGAGAAAGGCUAUCUGAUUUUUGUUGUCCGUUUCCUCUUUGGCCUUGUAAACCAGGAGAGAACCUCCUAUUUGGAGAAGAAACUAAGUUGCAAGAUCUCUCAGCAAGUCAGACUAGAGCUGUUGAAGUGGAUUGAAGUGAAAGCCAAGACCAAGAAUCUGCAGAGGCAGCCCAGCCAGCUGGAACUGUUCUACUGCCUGUACGAGAUGCAGGAGGAAGACUUUGUGCAGAGCGCCAUGGACUACUUUCCCAAAAUUGAGAUCAACCUCUCUACCAGAAUGGACCACGUGGUUUCUUCCUUUUGUAUUAAGAACUGUCAUAGGGUAAAAACACUUUCCUUGGGGUUUCUCCACAACUCAUCCAAGGAGGAAGAAGAGAAAACAGGAAGUCAGUCCUUGGACCAGGUCCAGUGUGAUUCUCCAGACCCGCAUGUUGCCUGUUCUUCCAGACUGGUGAACUGCUGCUUCACUUCCAGCUUCUGUCGAGGUCUCUUCUCAAGUCUAAGCACCAACCGGAGCCUCACUGAACUGGACCUCAGUGACAAUACUCUGGGGGAUCCGGGCAUGAGGGUGCUCUGCGAGGCACUCCAGCACCCAGGCUGUAACAUUCAGAGACUGUGGUUGGGGCGCUGCGGACUGUCCCAUCAAUGCUGCUUGGACAUCUCCUCUGUCCUGAGCAGCAGCCAGAAACUGGUGGAGCUGGACCUCAGUGACAAUGCCCUGGGGGACUUUGGAGUCAGACUGCUGUGUGUGGGACUGAAGCAUCUGCUCUGCAACCUACAGAAGCUCUGGUUGGUCAGCUGCUGUCUCACAUCUGCGUGUUGUCAGGAUCUCGCAUUGGUUCUGAGCUCCAACCAUUCUCUGACCAGACUGUACAUUGGAGAAAAUGCCUUGGGAGACUCAGGAGUUCAAGUUUUGUGUGAAAAGAUGAAGGACCCACAAUGUAACUUGCAGAAGCUGGGGUUGGUGAAUUCUGGCCUUACUUCAAUUUGUUGUUCAGCUCUGACCUCUGUGCUCAAAACCAACCAGCACCUCACACACCUCUACCUACGAAGCAAUGCUCUUGGAGACACGGGACUCAAGCUCCUCUGUGAGGGACUUCUGCACCCCGACUGUAAGCUACAGAUGCUGGAACUAGACAACUGCAGCCUCACCUCACACUGCUGCUGGAGUCUCUCCACAAUUCUGACACAUAACCAGAGCCUUCGGAAGCUGAACCUGGGCAACAACAACCUGGGUGAUCUGUGUGUGGUGACCCUUUGUGAGGUCCUGAAACAGCAGGGCUGCCUCCUGCAGAGCCUACAGUUGGGUGAAAUGUAUUUAAAUUAUGAAACAAAACGUGCCUUAGAAGCGCUCCAGGAAGAAAACCCUGAGCUGACUAUUGUCUUUGAGAUUUCUUGGUAGGCAUGGAAGCAGGACUGUUAGGUGCCGCAAAGUCCUGCCGCAAGCCUCAGUGAAUACUGUUCUUCAGGGCUACCAAGCCCUCCUUCACCAUCAGGACCACAGCCAGGGCCCUGCUGGUAUAGAGUCUGGAGCAAGGGCUUGUGUGGGACCAAACAUGUUUUCUCACAUCAAUAGUGUGAAACUGCCGGAGGAUGCCCUUCCCGUCCUCUCCUCAGUUGCAAGGUGUUCCCUCUUGGUGACUUCAUGAAACCAGAUUCUAGAAAACACAUUUCUGUCCUUUCUCUCCUCCUCCUCUGCUGGUUUUUAAUCUGUCUUCCUCCUCCUCGUCGUCGUCCUCCUCUUCCUCCUUCUCCUCCUUCUCUACCUCCUCCUUCUCCUCCUCCUCCUCCUCGUCCUCCUCUUCCUCCUUCUCCUCCUUUUCUACCUCCUCCUUCUCCUCUUCCUCCUCCUCCUUCUCCUCCUCUUCUUCUUCCUUCUCCUCCUCCUCUUCUUCCUUUUCCUCCUCCUCCUUCUCUUCCUCCUCCUCCUUCUCCUUCUCCUCCUCCUCCUUCUCCUCCUCCUCCUCUUCCUCCUUCUCUUCCUCCUCCUCCUCUUCCUUCUCCUCCUCUUUUCCCCCAUCUCCCUCUCUCCCCCUCCCCCUCUCUCUGUCUGUCUCUGGUUUCUUGACAUUUGCUCGUACAUCAGUGCUGUCUUCCUGUUAACUGACCACACCACACAAGGAGCUGCCUGCGGGCUAGAUGACAGGCUUGCGGCAGUCUCUCAGCUACGUAAUUGUUUUUAUUUUUUUAAUAGCUAUGAUUUCUGUUUAGCUACCUGAAAACCCAAGAUUUAUAGUUAAAAAAAAACCCAUCUUUGUAUUUAUUGUAUGUUUGUACUGCAUUCUUAAUUUAAGGAUGUAUCUAGAAUUCUUUUAAGUUAUUUAUUCAAACUACUAAAAAUAAAUCAGUUUACACAUUUAAAAUA